GCUCUCUCUGGGGCAUCUCCUCUCCUCUCUGCUGUGAGACCAGCCCAUCCAUUCAGGCUCCCACCUUCUCUUUCCUGGGUCCUGUCAGUUCUGCCAGUUCUUUCCCUUCAAAAUAACAUCUGGCAGGACAGAAGGAAAGUUCUUCAUCCAGCGUGGAGGCAGCCUAGAUGCAUAGAACAGAGAUGGAAGGGCAAGAGCCUGUUGUCGUCAAGUUAGAAGUAUUUUCUUCUGCUGUUGAGGCAGAGAACAAUAGAGCAUUCUGGGAGGACCCUUGGAGGAAAAACUGGGAGAGCAAUCUGCUCGAUUCAGACCUACAGCGCCAGGGCUUCCGGCAUUUCCACUAUGAGGAGGCCUUGGGGCCCCGAGAGGUGUGCAGCCGCCUCCACUCUCUCUGCCGCCUGUGGCUGAAGCCCGAGCGACACUCCAAGGCGGAGAUGCUGGACCUGGUGAUCCUGGAGCAGUUCCUGGCCGUCCUUCCUGCGGAGAUGGAGCGCUGGGUCAGGGAAUGUGGGGCAGAGACCAGCUCCCAGGCCGUGGCCUUGGCUGAAGGAUUCCUCCUGAGUCAGGAAGAGGAGAGGAAGCAGCAGAAGCCCCAGGUGCAGGACUCUGUUGCAGGUGAGACCAGUCAGGUGGAGGAGUCACACAUUUGGGCCGUCCAUAUUGGAGAAGGAGAAUAUAUCCUAAUUGGCAGUGAAACACAACCAAGUGACAGUAGCACAUCUUUUUCUGAUUCUUUCCUAAGAAGAGAUUCUGUGGGACCAGAUCAGGUGACUUUUGAAGACGUGUCUGUGGAUUUCUCAGAGGAGGAGUGGGCCCUCUUGGAUCCAAGCCAAAAAGCCUUGCACCAGCAAGUCAUGGAGGAGAAUUUAGGGAUCGUGUCAUCUCUGGGUAAAGCUCCAUUGUGCUUGUACUUGGCCAAAUCAGUUUACAAGGUGUCCUCCAAGGGGGAGGAGGAAGAGCGCCACUUCCGGGAGGGAGUCAGUCCUCCGAAAGAUGGAGCUGCAGGUGGGUCUCUUGCGUCUUCUGUCCCGGAGAGAGAGACAGGGAGUGAGGGGGACGCCAUGGGGAAGUCUCCCCGGCCUCUCUCAUCGGGAAGAGCAGCCCCUCGGCCUCAGGCAGCCUUGGAAGGCCUUCUGUGGGAGCUGUGGGGGUGGAAGUGGAAGCACAGAGCCAAGAUGGAAGGUCCAAGAUGUGGGGCAGAGACCAGUUCCCAGGCCAUGGCCUUGGCUGAAGGCUUCCUCCUGAAGCGGGCCGAAGAAGAGAGAAAGUGGGAGAAGUCCCAGGUGCAGGACUCUUUUCCAGAUGAAACCAGUCAGGUGGAGAAUUCGCACAUUUGGGCCGUCCAUAUUGGAGGAGAAUAUAUCCUAGUUGGCAGUGAAACAUGGCCAAGUGGCAGUAGCAUACCUUUUCAUGAUUCUUUCCUAAGAAGAGAUUCUGCGGAUCCAGAUCAGGUGACAUUUGAAGAUGUGUCUGUGGAUUUCUCAGAGGAGGAGUGGGCCCUCUUGGAUCCAAGCCAAAAAGCUUUGCACCAGCAAGUCAUGGGGGAGAUUUUAGGAAUCGUAUCAUCUCUGGGAGAGAGACUGUUUAAAUGCCCAGAGUGUGGAAAGAGCUUCACUCAGAAGGGAGAUCUUCUUUACCACAGAAAAACUCACACAGGAGAGAGACGGUUUAAAUGCUCAGAGUGUGAAAAGAGCUUCACUCAUAAGACAAGCCUUAUUAGUCAUCAGUUAACUCACACAGGAGAGAAGCCAUUUAAAUGCUUGCAGUGUGAAAAGAGCUUCAGUCAAAAGAGCAGCCUUAUUCGUCAUCAGGCACUUCACGCAGGAGUGAAACCAUUUAAUUGCCCAGAGUGCGGAAAGAGCUUCAGUCAAAAGAUAGGCCUUGUACAUCACCAGGCAAUUCACACAGGAGAAAAGCCAUUUAAAUGCCCAGUGUGUAAAAAGAGUUUCAGUCAAGAGAGAAACCUUAUUAGUCAUGAGGCAACUCACACAGGAGUAAAGCUAUAUAAAUGUUUCCAGUGUGAAAAGAGCUUCAGUCAAAAGUGCAACCUUGAUAGUCAUCAGGCAACCCAUACAGCAGAGAAGCCAUUUAAAUGCUUGCAAUGUGAAAAGAGCUUCAGUCAAAAGAAAGGCCUUGAUUAUCAUCAAAUAACUCACACAGGAGAGAAACCCUUUAAAUGCCUAGAGUGUGGAAAGAGCUUCAGACAGAAAGGCAGCCUUAUUAGUCAUCAGGCAACUCACACAGGAGAGAAGCCAUUUAAAUGCUUGCAGUGCGAAAAGAGCUUUAGUCAAAAGAGAAUCCUUAUUCAUCAUCUGGCAACUCACACAGGAGAGAAACCAUUUAAAUGCUCAGAGUGCGGAAAGAGCUUCAGUCAAAAGAUAGGGCUUGUACGUCACCAGGUAAGUCACACAGAAGAAAAGCCAUUUAAAUGCUUCCAGUGUGAAAAGAGCUUCAGUCAAAAGAGCCACCUUAUUAGUCAUCAGGCAACUCACACAGGAGAGAAGCCAUUUAAAUGCUUGCAGUGUGGAAAGAGCUUCAGUAAAAAGAGUAACCUUAUUAGUCAUCACGCAACUCACACAGGAGAGAAGCCAUUUAAAUGCUCGGAGUGUGAAAAGAGCUUCAGUCAUAAGAAAAGCCUUAUUAGUCAUCAGUCAACUCACACAGGAGAGAAGCCAUUUAAAUGUUUGCAGUGUGAAAAGAGCUUCAGUCACAAGAAAAGCCUUAUUAGUCAUCAGUCAACUCACACAGGAGAGAAGCCAUUUAAAUGCUUGCUGUGUGAAAAGAGCUUCAGUCAAAAGGGAAACCUUAUUACUCAUCAGGCAAUUCACACAGGAGAGAAACCAUUUAAAUGCCCAGAGUGUGAAAAGAGCUUCAGUCAAAAGGGAAGCCUUAUUAUUCAUCUGGCAAUUCACACAGGAGAAAGACCAUUUAUAUGCUCAGAGUGUGGAAAGAGUUUCAGUCAGAAAUCAUACCUUGCUCGUCACCAGGCAACUCACAGCAGAGAAAAACCAGAGUGUGGAAUGAGCAGCAAUUGAAAUACAAGCCUUCUUUUUUAAUUGUCAACCCACACAGAAGAAAAAGCAAGUUCCCUUGUUUUACAUCAGAGGGGGCAUGGAUCUUUGUCAUAGAAACACUGAGUUAAAAAGUCAUGGCUUUUGGGGAAAAUAAUUACCUGGCCCAUUUUCUUUCAUGAAAUCCCUCAUUAAGCAUAAGUGAUAAUAUUUUGAGAGCUUUUUAUUUGUCGUGUCAGGAGCGACUUGAGAAACUGCAAGUCGCUUCUGGUGUGAGAAAAUUGACCGUCUGCAAGCGGACGCCCGGAUGAUUUAAUGCUUUUAUCAUCCUUGUGGGAGGCCACCGGGGGCUCCAUUUUGAGAGCUAAAGGAAGGAUAUUUCAGUGGAUAUUUUUUAUCCAUUCACGCAUACUGGUUACUGCAAAUAUUUCCUGCCAUGUAUAUUCAGGACUAAAAAUAUAUUUAAUUGAGAAAUUUAAUGAGAAGUGUGGGAAUGAGUUUGAUUAAUGACUAACAUCCCUGUGCAUCGUGUAAUUCAGUGUGUGGAAAGUGUUUUGCCGCCACAAUGUGAUGUGGCGGCAAAAAAGCCAAUGGGAUUUUGGCCUGCAUUAAUAGGAGCAUGGUGUCUAGAUCUAGGGAAGUAAUGCUACCCCUCUAUUCUGCCUUGGUUAGACCACACCUGGAAUAUUGUGUCCAAUUUUGGGCACCACAAUUGAAGAGAGAUAUUGACAAGCUGGAAUGUGUCCAGAGGAGGGUGACUAAAAUGAUCAAGGGUCUGGAGAACAAGCCCUAUGAGGAGCGGCUUAAGGAGCUGGGCAUGUUUAGCCUGAAGAAGAGAAGGCUGAGAGGAGAUAUGAUAGUCAUGUAUAAUAUGUGAGAGGAAGCCACAGGGAGGAGGGAGCAAGCUUGUUUUCUGCUUCCUUGGAGACUAGGACGCGGAACAAUGGCUUCAAACUACAAGAGAGGAGAUUCCAUCUAAACAUGAGGAAGAACUUCCUGACUGUGAGAGCUGUUCAGCAGUGGAACUCUCUGCCCCGGAGUGUGGUGGAGGCUCCUUCUUUGGAAGCUUUUAAACAGAGGCUGGAUGGCCAUCUGUCAGGGGUGAUUUGAAUGCAAUAUUCCUGCUUCUUGGCAGGAGGUUGGACCGGAUGGCCCAUGAGGUCUCUUCCAACUCUAGGAUUCUAUGAUUCUAUGUAUGUGGGACUGGGUUUUCUUUAAUGAAAUAUCUAAUAAAGCAUAGCUGAUAAA
Anolis sagrei ordinatus is the source of this 4259-nucleotide messenger RNA. The record is from RefSeq and is a predicted model, not a curated record. Lineage: Eukaryota; Metazoa; Chordata; Lepidosauria; Squamata; Anolidae.